AUGUCUGCUGAGAACUUCCUUUCGCCUAAUGGCGACAACCUAACGCUCGCUUCACCAAUGACCAACGGCAACCUCAAAACCAAAGGCAUUGUCGUAUUCUCAGGCGGUAGCGCUGCAAACAAUCUAGUCGAUGUGUUCAAGAAAGUUAGGGAAGACAAGAAAUGCCCGCUGAGCUAUGUUAUCCCUAUUAGUGAUAAUGGCGGAAGCUCGUCCGAGCUGAUACGCGUUUUCGGAGGGCCAGGUAUCGGUGAUGUGCGAAGUCGUCUUGUGCGCCUGAUUCCGGAUGACCCCGAUCACGACGAUAGCGAGAAAGCAGCUAUCAAGACCUUCUUCAACCAUAGAUUGCCCAAGGAACGUUCCUCGGCUCGAGAAGAAUGGCUACAAAUCAUAGAGGCUGAACAUGCGCUUUGGACAAAUAUCUCAACGGCAAAGAAAGAGCUAGUACGAUCAAUACUGAACGUUGUGGCGUAUGAGAUAGUCAAGCGCCGUCGACCAUCAUCCAGUUUUGACUUCUCGGGUGCAAGUAUUGGCAAUUUGUUUCUGACAGGUGCCCGUCUCUUCACUGGAUCAUUCGAGUCUGCCAUCUACCUACUCUCAAGCAUCUGUUCCGUACCCAGCCACACCUCAGUCCUCCCUGCGAUCAACACCAACUUCACCCACCACAUCUCCGUCAGCCUCGCAAACGGCGACACCAUCACCGGCCAGAAUUCUAUUUCUCACCCCUCCAUCUCAACAGCCCUAGUACCCGGCUCAGACACCCCAACAAUCGACGAAACAGAACAGCACGACCGAAUCGAAGAUGCCAACCUACCCGGUUCCUUACCGACCCUCCGAAAACAGUACAUCACCUUCUCCAAAGCCGAUGAAGAGGAACUACCAGCAAGAAUAGAACGGCUGUGGUACAUCAAUCCCUACGGUCAGGAGAUCCGUCUUUCCGCUAAUCCGACGGUGCUGAAUGCUUUGAAUGACGCACAAGCUGUGAUAUACAGUAUCGGCUCACUGUACACAUCCAUCAUCCCCUCACUAGUCCUCAAAGGUAUCGGCGAAGCCAUCUCCAAGCCUGCGAUCCGCUACAAAAUCUUGAUUCUAAACUCGACCAUCGAUCGUGAAACCGGGCCGUCGUCAACCCCCUACUCCGCCCUUGACUUCAUAGCCGCCAUCGCAAAGGCAUGUGAGGAGUCGAAGAAUGUAUUUGGACCUCUUGAUAAGGCCGAGUGCCUCGGUGCAUACGAGAGCCAGUGGAACGACGGUUUUGAAGAGCCAGCGGAGGGAGUCGAGAACCUAGAAGAUGCCUGGGACUACUUCAUGAUCAAAACACCAGACGGCAGUCCGCUGCUCGUCCGCAAUGUAGUGGCCCAGUUACAUGCAUGGGCCGCUAAUCCUUUUAUCGGAAAUAAAAUCCGCCAAUCGAUGGCGUGUAUGUAUAAUGUUAUGAUCGAGCGUGGUGAAGAUGGAUAUUGUGUGGAAAGCAUUGGUACAGAAGAUGAUGUCGAUGAGGUGCCAGAGCAUACGAAGAUAUUCUUUGAAAGGUUCGAGGAAUGGGGUUCGAGGACUGGUGUUCCUGUUGUUGCUGUGGAUUUCUGGGUGGAAGGCAUCAGUCCUUCGCCUCUUGGAAUGGAUUGGCAUUCAGUGAUCGACUACCUGGAGACGGUGAUCAUUUACUUUGUCGGGCCACCACCUCAGCGCCCGGUUGACGAAUACACGAUGCCGCCUAACAACGUCUACGGAAUACCCACGCCAAUCGAAGCAAGCACAGCGCCGGAUGAUACAGAAACUUGGUACUGUGAGUUCUGGGAGAAGGCUUACGCGGUCCUUCAUAAGAAUGAGAAUAGUAUCAUCAUCUACGAGCCCAAAGACAGAUCAGAUAUACCGGAUCCAAGGGCUAGACCAGAAUGGGCGAGCAAACGGCUGCGAAAAGCGUAUGAGCUUCUUGGAGAAGACCACCCGAGGAUCGUUCGGUGUAUUAGCCUUCUGAAUAGCGAGGCCGGUAACGGGGUAAUCGUUGAGAGACUUGAUCCAGGACCACACUGGGGUGAUCUUCCUGUCAUGACCGUGCCUUUCCCAGAAACGCCUUCGAGAGAAGACCGAAUCAUGUUGGCCUUAUACUAUCGUUGGGCUUUGCAAACACUAUCCGCCCUUAGCCACCUCAACUCCCGCUCUGUAUACUUGACGUUCUUUUCAUCGAGUAAUGUAUGGUUGCGUACCGACUAUUCACUGGCCAUUACUGGUUUCAUUAGCGUUGAAGGCCCCGAGCUCUUCGCUGAUAUGCUGAGAGACGCUCAGAAAGAGUCGAAGCGAGACGAGAGACGGGAGCGAAACUACCAGGCAUGGGUUGCUGGCAGCACCCGAGAGCCAGAGCCCUCGGAUGAAGGCAGUGACGAUGAUAGUGAAGAGACUCCAGAGGAAGCCCUCUAUUACUGGAGUGAAGGAGAAUGGGCGGGAGAUGGCAGUGUGUUUUACGAUGAUUGUUUCAACACCGCAUUUCCUCGGGAGGGUGGAUAUCAUCAGGAACCUCUUCUGAUGACAAGGUUUUACUGGGCUAAAUUUGUCUGGGAACUUAUGACCAACUCCUUCACAGCAGAAGCGCCCUGGAAACAGGGGAUAGAAUGGGGUCCGUUCUCCCCGCUUGAAGGUGGCCCACCGGAAGAAGCGGCAGAUUGGCGCGACCAGCUCCAAGUGUUGGAAGAAGCUAGGCUCGGGAGUGUCUUGCUCAAGGCCUGGAAGGGCGAGUACGAAAGUGCGGAGCAGGUCGCCGAAGAUAUUCGGACGAUUGCCGAGGAAGUAGGCAUCAAGAUCGUCAGUAGUGAGGUGGAAGUUGACAAUGAUUGGAUGAAGGUAUUCAAGGAUGAGGUCGAUAUUGGCGAGUCUUGGGAAGAUGUUUUCGAACUGUGUGAAGCGGAAAAGAAGUGGGGAGCUCGCACUAUCAGAUUCAAGUGA
Alternaria atra is the source of this 2937-nucleotide messenger RNA. RefSeq lists its product as uncharacterized. Gene Ontology annotation, molecular function: LPPG:FO 2-phospho-L-lactate transferase activity. Bases 1 to 2937 code for a protein of 978 amino acids. The transcript is spliced from 8 exons. The record is from RefSeq and is a predicted model, not a curated record. NCBI's taxonomy places the organism in Eukaryota, Fungi, Ascomycota, Dothideomycetes, Pleosporales, Pleosporaceae.